Recurvomyces mirabilis is the source of this 2055-nucleotide messenger RNA. RefSeq lists its product as uncharacterized. The coding region runs from base 1 to 2055 and encodes 684 amino acids. The transcript has 2 exons. Lineage: Eukaryota; Fungi; Ascomycota; Dothideomycetes; Mycosphaerellales; Teratosphaeriaceae. The record is from RefSeq and is a predicted model, not a curated record. Gene Ontology annotation, molecular function: propionate-CoA ligase activity.
AUGGCUCCACAUCCCCAAGAUGACGCCUACGCAGCUUCGAUUAAAGACCCAGCCAAGUUCUGGUCACGGCAAGCAAAGCAUCUCAUCUGGCAUAAAGAACCCACGUCUGCGUUCCAGCGCACGACGCGGAAGUUGAAGUCUGGAGUGUCGCAUGAUAGCUGGACAUGGUUCCCAGGUGGCGAGAUCAGCACAACGUACAAUUGUAUCGAUCGUCAUGUCGAGGCUGGCCAUGGUAAUAAUAGGGCCAUCAUCUGGGACAGUCCCGUUACAAAAAGCAAGGAGAAGAUCAGCUACGCCCAGCUACAAGAGGAUGUCGCUACGCUGGCGGGGAUACUUAGAGAAGAGGGCGUGAAAAAGGGCGAUACUGUUCUCGUAUACAUGCCCAUGAUACCGGCAGCAUUGAUAGGCAUACUAGCAACAGCACGAAUUGGCGCUAUACACGCCGUAGUGUUCGGAGGUUUCAGCGCUGCUUCGUUGGCACAGAGAAUCGAAGCUAGUGGUGCCAAGGUGAUCUUGACCGCUAGUUGUGGUAUUGAGGGUGCGAAAGGUCCGUUGCCAUAUCAGCCGAUGGUUCGAGGGUCAGUCGAGAAGUCAUCUGUGAAGCCUAGUAAGGUACUUGUAUGGCAGCGGGAGGAGAGUAGAUGGGACGACAUACAGGAAGAGAAGGGAGAGCGGCAUUGGCAGGGGCUGAUGAAGGCGGCGAAGAGUAAAGGAUUGAAGGCUGAGAACGUACCGGUGAAAAGUAGUGAUGGACUGUAUAUCAUAUACACAAGUGGAACUACUGGUCUCCCAAAAGGCGUCUUACGAGAAGCUGGUGGCCAUGCAGUAGGACUGAAUUUAUCCGUAAGGUAUCUCUUUGGCAUCCGCGGACCAGGUGAUGUUCUGUUCACGGCCAGUGACAUCGGCUGGGUUGUCGGUCACAGCUACAUCAUCUACGCACCACUGCUGGCUGGUGGCACUACUGUUCUGUUCGAAGGUAAGCCUGUGGGCACACCGGACGCGGACACCUUCUGGCGAAUACUGGAAGAGCAUAAAGUGAACUCGCUCUUCACAGCGCCAACAGCACUAAGGGCGGUGCGCAAAGAAGAUCCCGAGAACAAGUUCUUCGAAAAGCGUGGCAGAAAUGGGGGACUGAAAAAUCUCCGUGCUCUAUACCUCGCAGGCGAACGCUCGGAGCCGAGCAUAGUCACCAUGUAUCAAGAGCUGUUAUCGAAGCACUGCGCGAAGAACGCAACAGUCAUCGACAACUGGUGGUCUUCUGAGUCCGGAUCGCCUAUGACCGGUCUUGCGGUCCUUCCCAGUACAGCGCUGGACUUCACCGAUCACACCUUCCACCCACCUCUCCCCAUCAAGCCAGGCUCAGCCGGCAAGCCCUCUCCCGGCUUUGAUGUCCGCGUCGUCGAUGAUGACGGCAAAGAGAUCCAAAAGGGCAGUAUGGGAAACAUCGUCCUUGGCAUCCCCUUCGCACCCACAGGUUUCACGACCCUCUGGCAAGACGAAGAGCGCUUCUACCGCAGCUACCUCAAACGCUUCGACGGGAAAUGGAUAGACACAGGCGAUGCAGGAAUGAUCGACGAGGACGGAUACGUGCACAUCAUGUCCCGCGCCGACGAUAUCAUCAACGUGGCUGCGCAUCGUCUGAGUACUGGCGCAAUCGAGCAGGCGAUCACGACACAUCCCGCUAUUACGGAAGCGGCGUGUGUUGGCAUACCGGAUCCGAUGAAAGGGCAUGUGCCGUUUGCUUUCAUCGCUAUCGCUGACGCUCCUAAGGACCUGCUCAAGGACCUCAAUGCGAGGAUCAGAGAGAGUAUAGGGCCUAUAGCGAGUCUAGGUGGUUUUAUCGCAUCGCCCGGUAUCAUCCCAAAGACGCGGUCAGGGAAAACCUUACGAAGGACUUUGAGGGAGAUUUUGGAGAAUGGAAGUCAAGGAGAAUUUGAAAAGGACCCAUCGUAUCCGUCUACGAUUGAGGAUGUGGCUGUGGUCGGCAAGGCGAAGGAAGCGGUCAAAGCCUACUUUGAGACUGGAGAGGGUAAGAAGAUCAAGGCAAAGUUGUGA